This is a messenger RNA of Stylonychia lemnae, 1464 nucleotides long. NCBI's taxonomy places the organism in Eukaryota, Ciliophora, Spirotrichea, Sporadotrichida, Oxytrichidae. The record is from the annotation of a GenBank genome assembly.
AUGUUAAAAUUAAAAGUUGUGCUCUCACUACUUUCGGCUGUGGCAAUAGCUUAAAGUGAAAAACUUAUGAACAUUCACUUGAAGAAACAGCAUCAUACCUCAGAUGAUAUGGAUUAAUAUAUUGGAUAAAGGUAAUGGCAAACUGACUAAACCUAGUAGGUGACGCUAAAAUCGAAGUUUAGUAAUCGAAUCUCUUACACAAGUGAAUUAUAUCUUGGGGAUGAUCCUUAGCUUUCUGAAUUAGUAUUUGACACUGGAUCUGGCUGGUUGAUUGUUACAACAACUUCUUGUAGCAGCUGUGAAUCAAAAGUAUACAAUCCAGCGAAAUCUUCAAAGUCUAAAAUGCUCGAAAGAGUACCAAAGACUUUAAAAUAUGGAAGUGCUACUGUGAUGGGUCAAAGCUAUUUAGAUAAGGUCUGCUUAAAUGAAAUAGUAUGUGCUGACAACUUUUAAUUUCUAGCGAUAACAGUAUAAACAGGGAUAAAAGGAUUCGACGGGAUUCUAGGUCUCGCGCCUGAUCAAGAGUCUAAUGGACCAUCAUAUGUUGCCAAAUUGAAAGAAAGUAAAGUGAUUGAUAAAAAAUAAGUUGGUCUCUAUAUUGCAAGUGAUGUUGAUGGUUCCGUUAUGAGCUUUGGUGGAUAUGAUAAAGAAAUGCUAAAAAGUUGUAGCGAUAAUGACGGAUGUGGAGUUCAUUGGUAUGAUCUGACGGGCAAGAACUGGUGGUAAAUUGAAAUCCAGGACAUUGUAUUUGAUGAAAGCUCAAUUCUUGGCAGUUCUACUUCUAAAGCUAUAGUUGAUAGUGGAACUUCAAUGAUCACAGUACCAAGGGACGUAUUUUCAAAGUUUAAAUCAACCUUAGACACAAGUUACUCAAGUGAGGAUAUUUCAUGUGAUGACCAAGACAUGAUGUGUUUUUACUAGGGAGAAUGCAAAGAUUAUUAUUCUAAGUUUAAACAUUUAAAGAUCUAAUUGGGUGACAGAUGGGUAUUCACAAUCCCACCUUAAGAUUACUUGGUUGACCAAACUAUUUAAGGCAAACAAUUCUGCUUCUUUGGAGUUUUUGGGCAUGAUAGUAAUCUUGUAAUUCUAGGUGAUGCAUUCCUGAGAACUUAUUAUACAGUGUAUGACUUUGAUGGGGACUAGGUGGGUGUUGCCCUUCAUAAGUACUCAUUAGGAACACUAGAAAAGAAAUUCCCUGUUUGGAUAAUAGUUAUGAUCGUUAUUUUAGGAAUUUUCAUAAUCCUUCUUAUUGCUUAUCUGAUCUACAGAAGAUAUAAGAACAAAAAGUUGAAGAGAAUAGGAGGUGGAACUAGUGGAAAUGAUAGAAAGAAUUCUCAGCUCUUAAGAAACUAAAGACAGUCAGGUAAUAUGGAAUAGACUGAGCAGUUGGUUGAUAAAAGAGGUUUAUCUGGAGAAAAUAAUACAAGCAUCUAAAGUUUAGAUCAGUAAGAUCAUAAUCUUUGA